Messenger RNA from Astyanax mexicanus (Mexican tetra), 1904 nucleotides. Its product is annotated as zinc finger protein 239. The coding region runs from base 148 to 1401 and encodes 417 amino acids. The record is from RefSeq and is a predicted model, not a curated record. Lineage: Eukaryota; Metazoa; Chordata; Actinopteri; Characiformes; Acestrorhamphidae. Gene Ontology annotation, cellular component: nucleus. The transcript has 2 exons. Gene Ontology annotation, biological process: central nervous system development; regulation of transcription by RNA polymerase II. Gene Ontology annotation, molecular function: RNA polymerase II cis-regulatory region sequence-specific DNA binding; DNA-binding transcription factor activity, RNA polymerase II-specific.
ACGCUGUGAUUGGCUGCUCGGCUGAGCUCCGGGGUCUGCAGGGUCUUCAGUGCAGAAACAACAGCAGAGUGAUACAGAUAUGUUUAUUGGAUUUAAUCAGAUACAGACUUGAAUUCCGAAUUUUUUUACUUUCCUACCUGGUUAAAAAUGAAGGUGGAGAACGAGGGGAAGAACACAGAGAUGGAGAAUAAGGUGAGGAACAUGGAGGUGGAGAACGAGGGGAAAAACAGGGAGAUGGAGAACGAGGGGAAGAACAAGGAGAUGGAGAAUGAGGGAAAGAACAUGGAGGUGGAGAACGAGGGGAAGAGCAUAAGAAUGGAGAACGAGCAAAAGAACAUGAAGAUGGAGAAUGAGGGAAAGAACAUAGAGAUGGAGAACAAGAGAAAAGAGAUGGAGAUGAAGAACGAGGAAAAUAACAAGGAGAUGGAGAACGAGGGGAAGAACAUGGAGGUGGAGAACGAGGGGAAAAACAGGGAGAUGGAGAACGAGGAAAAUAACAAGGAGAUGGAGAACGAGGGGAAGAACAUGGAGAUGGAGACCGAGGAGAAGAACAUGGCAUCUGAAGAUCUCUCCAGUGAUCAGCAAUCAUCCUCUUCUACAUCUUUUGAUCAAAUUCUGGAAAAUUUAGACGGUCAUAAAUCUCACCUCUGUUUAGACUGUGGGAAAACUUUUUCUUCAGGUGGUAAUCUCAAAAAACACAAAAUUAUUCACACUGGAGAGAGACCGUAUAACUGUUUAGACUGCGGGAAGAAUUUUAACUGCCAGGCUACACUAAAACUACAUCAGCGCAUUCACACUGGAGAGAAACCGUAUUACUGCUCAGACUGUGGGAACAGUUUCAGUACUCAGAGUAAUCUGCAUCGACACCUGCGCACUCACACUGGAGAGAAACCGUUUCAGUGUUCAGACUGUGGGAAGAGUUUUACGCGUCAGAACAGUCUCAAAGAACACCAGAACAUUCACUCUGGAGAGAAACCGUAUAACUGCCCAGAGUGUGGACAGAGUUUUUCUCACGAAAGAAAUCUACACCAACAUCUGCGCAUUCACACUGGAGAGAAACCGUUUCAGUGCUCAGAUUGUGGUAAAAGUUUCUCUCAGUUGUGUAAUCUCCAACAACACCAGCGCGUUCACACUGGAGAGAAACCGUAUCACUGCUCAGAGUGUGGGAAAAGUUUCAAUCGUCAAAAUACUCUACAUCAACACCAGCUCGUUCACACCGGAGAGAAACCAUUCGACUGCCCAGAGUGUGGGAAGAGUUUUAACAAACAGAAUAAUCUACAACAGCAUCUGCGCAUUCACACUGGAGAGAAACCGUAUCACUGCUCAGAAUGUGGAAAGAGUUUUACGAAACAGAAAAAUCUACAACUACACCAGCGCAUUCACGCUGAGGAAAAACUCUAACCCUGUUCAGACUGUGUAAAAAAAGAUUACUCAUACCCACUCAUUAGGACCCAACGCCUCUUUUGUUGAGCUCCUGCUGAUGCUGUAGCAUUGCCGAGUUGCAUCAUAGCGCGCUAACGCUCGAAGUAAAGCGUAGCGACUCGGUUCUGAUACAUCAGCUCACAGACGCAGCCUUGUGCUGAUUCACAUCACCAUCCAUCAUUAUAGGAGUGAUGAGGGGAUAAUGAGAAGAGCGCCAUCUACUGUACCCAACCAGAGAGAGAGCAAGGACAGUUGUGCUCUCUCAGGGCUCUGGCAGUAGAUGGCAAGCUGCAUGACUGGGAUUCGAACUGGUGAUUUCCUGAUCAUAGUUGCAGUGCUUUAGGCUGCUGGACCACUCGGAGCCCCCCAUAAUCGGGGUAAUCUGACAGAAAACUGUCAUGUUCAAUAAUUGUUCCUGUGUUUUUGCGUCCCAAAAAACUCUGGAACUUUUUUGUUUGAAAUAAACAAAACUAUCAAAACUA